AUGGGGUCUCGGGCACCAGCAGCGUCCCGGCGCCAUGACCCAGGCCCCAGCUUUGGCCAGGUGGCUCCUGAGGUGAUCGAGGACACGCUGAUCCAUUUGGCCACGGAGAACGAGCAGCGCCUGAGUGAGCUGCCGGGCCAGGCCGGGCGCUUCAAGGAGAGACAGAUCGUGGAAUUUAUAUUCCUUUUGUCUGAAAAAUGGCACUUGGACCCAUCAGCAAGGUACCGAGCAGUGGAGUUGUUUGAAAGGUUUAUGAUCAAGCAAGCAGACCAAAUCUGUAAGGCCUUCAGGGAGAAGGUGAAAAGCUGUGAACAAGGAGAAAGCAGCUGGAGCUCCUGGAAGGAUCAGAUGUACAAGGCGUUUGUCCUGCGGCUCGUGUCGUGCGUCCAGCUCGCCAGCAAACUGUCCUUGCACUAUAAUAUAGUUAACAGUGACACAGCUUUAAAAUUUCUGCAGUCCUUAAAAUACUCCUGCACGAAGCAGGAAUUGCUUGAGUCAGAGCUCGCUGUUUUAAAAACUCUGCAUUUCCAGAUCAACCUGUCAACUCCUCUGGCUUAUGUGGAAUUGCUUCUAGAGGUUUUAGGGCACAAUGGCUGCCUGCUGCCUGCCAGGCCACUGCACCAGAUGUGUGUGCAGAUCCUGGACUUCUCCUACCUGACACGGGACUCCAUCUAUGACACUUUGCUGAAGAUUGCCAUCGAAAAUUCAACACCCAACAAGCUGCAGGUAGCAAAGUUUCUGUCGGUAAAAGAAGAUUCCAUGCUCUUGGCUGUUGGAAUCAUCAGCACAAGCGUGUUCACCCUGGACCCCAGGCACUGGAGGCAGGUUGUGGAGCAUUUAACCUGUAUCACAGGCAUCACUUCACAGAGUAUCCUAGAACUGUCCUAUGCGGUGCUGGAGGAGGUGGUUGGCAGUGCCACACCAAAGCAGCACCAUGGCAACGGGGGCACACAAGCUCUCAAGAACACAAUUAUGACUCUUAAAUAG
Chaetura pelagica (chimney swift) is the source of this 987-nucleotide messenger RNA. RefSeq names its product cyclin N-terminal domain containing 1 (gene CNTD1). Bases 1 to 987 code for a protein of 328 amino acids. The transcript has 7 exons. Gene Ontology annotation, cellular component: site of double-strand break. Lineage: Eukaryota; Metazoa; Chordata; Aves; Apodiformes; Apodidae. The record is from RefSeq and is a predicted model, not a curated record. Gene Ontology annotation, biological process: reciprocal meiotic recombination.